Molecule: messenger RNA, 846 nt
Organism: Emericellopsis atlantica
Lineage: Eukaryota; Fungi; Ascomycota; Sordariomycetes; Hypocreales; Bionectriaceae
Exons: 4
Coding region: 1-846 (281 amino acids)
Source: RefSeq, a predicted model, not a curated record
AUGUCCAACUCCACGUCCAAGCCGGAGAACUCGCUCAAAUUAACGCUGGAGGCAUGGUCUCAGGGUUUCAUGGUCGGUGCCCUUGUGAUCAUGUGUGGGAUUACUCUGGCCAAUAUGCGUGGGGGUGUCCUUCUUCACAAACUCAUCUUGAUCGAGCUCCUUCUCGCCGUACCAAACGGCUUUUUCAUCUUCUUCGACCCCCCGGUAUGGGGCUGGUACCUCUCUUCCACUGCCGUCCCGCUCAUCACAUCGUGGACGCUGCACAAUAUUGUCGCGUGGCUGAAGAACAAACCAUUCCUGGACCGUCGAGGCAGCCGGCUCUACAUUGGUAGCGUUCUUCUCGUCCAGCCGUACUGGGUCCUCGAAAUCUAUGCAAACUUUACCUACUUUAAUGGCAUCAAUCGCCGUCUCUUCAUUGCGACGCGACCGUAUGAGGCGCUCUUCCGCGAUCCUUGGUGGAUAUUCACCAUCAUCAACCUCUUCUGGAACAUCAAGUUCCGGUACGAACUCAGCUUUGUCGAUAUCAUGAAAGUAUCCCCCCGCUUCACGACUCUACUCUUCUGCAUGGUCCUGAGUGUCAUUUUUAUUGUUAUAGACCUGUUGUCGGUCACACGGGUGAUUCCCAUUGGUUCCAUCAACCCUUUUUGGAAGUUUGCUUUUGUCUUCAAGUGUUUCACCGACAGUAUCAUUCUCGAUGACUUCAAGACGGCCCUAGAUAAGCUGAGUCGGCAUAAGAUGAACCGCCUCCUCCCAUUCAGCAUCGCCAUGGACAACUCUUGGGCGCAAGAACCUGGGAGAUGUUAUCGGAUGUUGGUGGGCUCUGUAGCCCUUCCCCAGCUAUUGUAA